Geodia barretti is the source of this 462-nucleotide messenger RNA. The record is from the annotation of a GenBank genome assembly. Lineage: Eukaryota; Metazoa; Porifera; Demospongiae; Tetractinellida; Geodiidae.
CUGGGUGAGUUCCUCUGGGGGGCUGAGAUCUCGCUGGUUGAGAACCAGGAGUUCGCCACCGUUUUGCUGGAGCAUCUGCUCGAUGAGUUCGGUGCCGAACCGGGCGAGCCUGUCUCGGUAGGCAACCACAAGCGUGAGCUUAUCGCCUUGGUGAAUUCGUUCCAGUAUGGUAGCAAGUCCCUUGCGCCGGUAGUUGAGUCCGGAUGCGACGUCGGUGAUGAUUUCAGCGUUGGGGUACUGCUGUUGCAUGAAAGCGACCUGGCGUUGGAGGUCGCCGGUCUGCUUGUGGCUGGAGACCCGGCAGUAGCAGAUGGUGGUGUUGGGCUUGGAAUUACCGAGGUAGGUUUGGACGUCAUAUCUGCGUUGUCCGCUCUGGGUUUUUAUGUAGGGGAUGAUGCCGGUGUCGGCGUAUCGGCGCAGGGUGUGAGGGUGGAGGCCAAGUAUCUUGGCGGCUUCUCGUGA